This is a messenger RNA of Phyllostomus hastatus (greater spear-nosed bat), 1617 nucleotides long. RefSeq names its product signal sequence receptor subunit 3 (gene SSR3). NCBI's taxonomy places the organism in Eukaryota, Metazoa, Chordata, Mammalia, Chiroptera, Phyllostomidae. The transcript has 5 exons. The record is from RefSeq and is a predicted model, not a curated record. Gene Ontology annotation, cellular component: endoplasmic reticulum; membrane. Bases 72 to 629 code for a protein of 185 amino acids. Gene Ontology annotation, biological process: SRP-dependent cotranslational protein targeting to membrane.
GGCGGAGCCAGAGAUCUCUCCCCGACCUCCUGUGGGGUUGGGCCCUCCUUGCUCGCGGCUCCCGCUCCACCAUGGCCCCCAAAGGCGCCUCCAAGCAGCAGUCCGAGGAGGACUUGCUCCUUCAGGAUUUCAGCCGCAACCUCUCAGCCAAGUCCUCCGCACUCUUCUUUGGGAACGCCUUCAUCGUGUCUGCCAUCCCCAUCUGGUUAUACUGGCGAAUAUGGCAUAUGGAUCUUAUUCAGUCUGCUGUUCUGUAUAGUGUGAUGACCCUAGUAAGCACUUAUUUGGUAGCCUUUGCCUACAAAAAUGUGAAAUUUGUUCUCAAGCACAAAGUCGCACAGAAGAGAGAAGACGCUGUUUCCAAAGAAGUGACGCGGAAGCUUUCCGAAGCUGACAAUAGGAAGAUGUCUCGGAAGGAAAAAGAUGAAAGAAUCUUGUGGAAGAAGAAUGAAGUUGCUGAUUAUGAAGCUACAACAUUUUCCAUCUUCUAUAACAACACCCUGUUCCUGGUCUUGGUCAUUGUUGCAUCCUUCUUUAUACUGAAGAACUUCAACCCCACAGUGAACUAUAUUCUGUCCAUAAGCGCUUCAUCAGGUCUCAUCGCCCUCCUUUCUACUGGCUCCAAGUAGAUGGACUGCAUCAGCCUCACCCCCCGGCUCUGCAUCUACGGGUGGCCUGUGGCAUAUGAAAAGCAGCGGGUGGUCAGGGUGCGAGACACAUGAGAUGUUUUUGUAGUCUGGAGUUGGAAGGUUUGAAAAACCCAGCACGAUGUAAUUUAGUAUUUGUUUGUUGGCUCUUUUUUUGACAGAUUGUUGAAAUUAUAUGACUUGAAAGGGACACUCAGAGUACCAGGACACUUAUUAAAAGGCAAAGUGUGUCUCCCAACGUGCUGUAAUCACAAGAGGAGAAAAUAACUUGUUUCUUUGAUUUGUCAGAGGUCACAGUAACCUGGACUGAACUGUUGUUAUUUGUAAUAGUAGCAAGAAGUUAACUGCUGGUUCUGUGUGUUCCAAACACAAUAUUACAACUGUUUUGGAACCAGAAAUACCAGACUGAAUCCUCUUCCUUCCCCUUUCCCCCAGCUGGGCGGCGGGACUGAACUUCAUGUUUACAAGUCUCUGAAUUUGUGAUUGGAAAUAACUCAAUUAACGUUAAAAACAUGGUUUAUCCAGCUUGGGGAAGAGAAACUUGUGGAAAAGUUCUUUUUUUAAAAAAGAAGCAAGGCAGCCACAGCAGUAACGACUGACAGUGCCCAGGCAUGUGAGAGUUGCCCUGUGGGGUUGAAGUCGCCCUGUUCAGCUGUGUAGCUUUGGCCUUGGGCAGCCGGGGAGGUCAGUUUGACCCUGGCGUGCUAGUUUGACUUGUUGAGAGACUGGCACCGUUUUCUUGGAGCGGGGUUUUACUGCUGGAGGACUGGUCCCUGAGAUUGACAUGUAAAAGACCAGAGUAAUUUUUGUGAUCUUAGCUCCAGAAUUUGAAGAGCAUUCCAAGGAAUGAAAGUGAUUUUAGAGCUCGUCAGCAUUUUUCCACUCAGAUGUUUAUAAAUUUGACCUUCCAGUCCACAGGUUCCCAUUGAUUGUGAAUAAAAUAUUGAUCUGUUCAGCCCUUGGGGGUCCA